GGACACUUGGCUGCGUGCCGACACUAUGUCAGUUUGCUGGGAAAGGAGUUGCCUCCCGCGCCGCAUUCUUCUCGUGCAGGAUGCAUAGAGAAUAGCCAGGCGACCGCAGGGUUCCUGUGAUAGAUGUGUCUCGGCUGAUUCAUUGACCAAGAGCGACUAAAUGCGAUGUGGGUGUGCUGAGAAGAUGCGGGAGAAGCACGUCAUCGGGGCAUCCGAACCCACAGAAGCAGGGGACAACGUGCAAAAGGUCUACUGUGAGUUGGAGUUUGCCGGAAAAAACUGGCGGGUCCGUCCUGGUUAUUGAUAAUAUAGACCCUCUGACCAUCCCUGCUCUAGCCGAGAACCGGACGUACCCUAUGGUGAGUGAGUUGGUGUCUUCGAAACAUUUGACUUUGUACCCUCACUGGGGUGACGACGCAACGGGAUCACGAAGUGAAAGAGGGCAAAAAAGGAAAGCUUCUUAUUCUGAGCCCAACGUCCACUUUGCUCGCAAAAUAAAGUCGUCCUUUUCCUUAAACCAUGUUCCACCGCAGGCGCACACCUGUUGCGUCUACGGUGUUAUGUAUGCCUCGAAUUCCGGCGCCAAAUUGCCAGCAAAGUGUCUUCAGCCGUUCUGCUGGCGACCCCAACAUACAGCUCAACCGGUGCAACUCAAGCUUCCCGCGCCCUCUUUUUCUUCCAGCACGAGGUAGUCUGCCCCAGGCGCAAUUCUUUAGCCGCGCACCGCGCUUCU
Messenger RNA from Dacryopinax primogenitus, 733 nucleotides. RefSeq lists its product as uncharacterized. The record is from RefSeq and is a predicted model, not a curated record. The transcript has 4 exons. Lineage: Eukaryota; Fungi; Basidiomycota; Dacrymycetes; Dacrymycetales; Dacrymycetaceae. The coding region runs from base 357 to 692 and encodes 111 amino acids.